Pomacea canaliculata is the source of this 4776-nucleotide messenger RNA. RefSeq names its product DDB1- and CUL4-associated factor 12-like. The transcript has 9 exons. Lineage: Eukaryota; Metazoa; Mollusca; Gastropoda; Architaenioglossa; Ampullariidae. Gene Ontology annotation, molecular function: protein binding. Gene Ontology annotation, cellular component: Cul4-RING E3 ubiquitin ligase complex. The record is from RefSeq and is a predicted model, not a curated record. The coding region runs from base 1 to 1446 and encodes 481 amino acids.
AUGACAGAGAAAGGGUGCGGAGAUAUCGACGAUGAAAAGUUAGUGAUGUGGCAGAACGCAGACGUGGAGUCUCUGCUGGUGGCUGACCUUUCACCUUCCGCGUGGCUCGUUCGAACUUUCCAUCCCACGUGUCGGCGCGUGGCAGUGUUUCGAUCCAAACUGAUAUUCGAUGCAAGGAUCAGGAAAGUGCCAUGCACUCAAGAGAACCAGACAGGCUCUUCACAAAACAUCAGUCUGUCAGCAUUUCAGUAUUUACAACAGCGACAAUAUGGUGUGCACAGAACACAUCCCAAGCAUUUGUUUGCAAACUAUGUAGCACAACAGGUACCAAGUGUUUUACAGGAACAUGAGUUUAGCCUUGGGACAAUUAACAAAGUGUUUGCUGCAAAAUGGCUAAACGACAAGCAAGUUGUAUAUGGAACCAAGUGCAAUCAGCUUAUUGUGAUUAAUGUGACCAAUGGCCGACAGACAGUAAUCCCAUCUCUGCAGUCAAGUGAUGAAAGCAUCCCAGCCAUCUCACCGUGUGGGAUUCAUGCCAUUUCCAUUAACCCUUCUGGCACUCUUCUGGCCACUGGUGCUUCUAAUACUAAUGACAUAGGCAUCUAUAGGCUACCCACUUUUGAUCCUGUCUGUGUUGGAGAGGGUGGACACACUGACUGGGUCUUUGACAUGGAGUGGAUCGAUGACGAAUUUCUGGUCACAGGUUCCAGAGAUAGUCUGCUUGCAUUAUGGCGUGUUGACAAUGUGGAUGACAGUCGCACUUCCAGAAUGACUUGUUUAUACGUUCCAGAGUAUGCUAUCAAGAAACCAAUUUUUACCAAACCAUGUGAAAAGGCGCUCAAAGUACGAGCCCUCACCAUUAAUCAUCGAAGAAGUGAAAUGGCUGUGCUGAGCUUAAAUGCAUAUUUCCAUCUGUGGGAUAUAGAAACUUUUCAUCCACUUUGGAUUAACCGUCUGAGAUGUGCUCGAGAAAAUGUCUGCAUCACUGUAAGUGAAGAAAGAAACUUAUAUGCUGUGGGCUCCCACUCCUGCUUUACCCUUGUUGACUCCAGGAAAAAGACAGAACACCAAAUCCCAGCCAAGCACCGAGAAAGAGGGCUUUUCCAAGGCAUCCGGUCACUAAGUUUCCAAAAAGACAUCAUCACCAUUGGAACAGGUGUGGGACUUGUCAUGUUUUAUGACAUACGUGCAGGCAAGUACUUGGAGAAUCCAUGCGGCCACCCUUGUCAGCUUCUUGUGGGAAAUGGUUGGCUGAAACACGACGAAAGCUACCAAGACAUUUUCUUGGACAAUAUAUACCCAAAUGCUAUUUACACUCAUGCAUAUGAUGAAACGGAGUACGACUCUUCACAGCAGGUGGACCUUUGCCUGCUCAGCUGUGGGGUAACUAUGCGGCACUCUGGGCAUAGCUGUCGUUUGUCCCACCAAGCGAAUAAGAAAAACUAGGCCAUGUGCCAGACCAGGCCAAUGUCAAACUUUUUUUUUUGUCUUUUUGAGGGCUUCAGACAUUCUGACCCCUUGCCUGAUCUUCUGUCCUGUCUAGUCUGCAAGUCAGCCUUGAUAGGAAAACUCAAGCAAGAACUUUUCCCCCAGCAUGAUUGUGAUAUUUGUAAAAACAGUUAAAAGGAAGUUUGCAAUGUCUGUGGCACAAGAUUGUAUGUUUGAGAGUGUGCAUGCACAGAUGCAUGUGGGUGAGCAUGUGUGCAUAUAGCAUGCAUAUAUGCAUCAGCAUUGUAUAUACUUCACUUCUGCAUGCAUGCACAUAAUGAUGAGGUGCAAGCAAGGCUGUUGUUUCAAAUCACGGUAAACUAAGCUUCCAAGGGAAGCAACAGCUAUCUUGAAGUUUACACAAUCCUGAGUGUCUUGAGGGAGAGAAUUUUCUGCGCUUGCAUCAUUAUAAUGACUGCAUUGGGUUGUUGUUUGUUUUUUUUUUUUUCUUUUUUAAUCUCUUUCUCUCCACCUGUGAUACUGUGUGAAAAAUUCACUUUGAAAAUGACACAGAAAGUAAUCUGUUGUGGAUUUUGGAAUGUAUGUUUUCUUAAAGUGCAUUUAUUAAUUUAUUGUGUUAGAAAGCAGACUCCAUGGAAAGCAUAUGUAGGUUGCCUAACCAGCAUCAUGAUCAGUAGCUGACUUUCUGAAUGACCAUCAUAUGGUUUACCCCAUGCAUGGCAUCUGAAACUAAACACACUAUUACCCUUAAAAACAUUUGAGCUGUCUCACAAAUUAAUGUCAAGUCUUCUAAAAAUGUCAUGAUUGGUUGCAUACAAUUUUUUUAAAAGUAUGUUCCAAAAGCUAAAGGCUAAUCUAAUGCAAAAUUACUUUCAAAUGAGUGGGAUUAGAUCAAUGAAGCUACUAAUUCCCAAGUUUUGAGCAAAAUAUUAUGUCAUGUUCAUGAGGUAUAAGUCUUAGUUUUGGAAAGAGUUCAAGACAUAAAUGUCGUCCAGAAAACUAGGCAAACACCUCAUUAGCAUAUGCGUACAAUGGUUGAGGCUUUUGAUGCAGUUUUUAAAAAAAAAAGCAAUAGAUUUUUGUAACAAACCAAUAAGAGUUGAUAACUUUUCUGAAGACUUACAAGUUUUAGCUGAAUUUCAUGUUUGACUUGGACUGCUUGAUUGCACAAAAAUUGCUUAUGAGAUGUCAUUCAAAGGCUAAUUCUAGGACAAACCAGUUAUAAUGAAUUUGCUGUCCAGAAAGCUGCUGGAAAUUUUCAAAGCUAUAAAGAUCAGAUUAAGUGGGUCAACUUGCAUCAGUCUGUCAAAAAAGUAAUAUUGGGUAAGUAACCUGAAGCAGGAAUGCAAAAUCAUGCAUCAGGAAUGCAAGAUCAUGGUCAUGGAUGAUAAUAUAAAGUGCAGUGUCUUUCCUAGUUUAUCAAGAUCUAAGAAUGACUGCACUUUUAGAAAAAGCACUUUGGCCAGGAGUUAGAGGUUUAUUGAAUUAUUUCAGAGCUAGCAAAAGCGCAUUGUGAAUAGAACUAGGUGACUUGUUAAAGGGGGGCAGUAAAAAUGAGUUUGGUGUAUUUUUGCGUAAACCAUUGCAGUGGUCUUGUGACAGGAGUGACAAAGCAUUUGAUUAUUGUGUGCUUAACUGCUAGUGCUGGAAGCUUGAGGAGCAGGAAAAUGUCUGGAUGUAUCAAGGCACCAUCUCUUGCAGCUUACUAUUGCAUAGCCAGUAGGGAUAUACUGGACAAUUGUAUUUUCAGCUCUGUGAGUAUGAUGUAUUGUGGGACUCUUAUUUUGUAGGCAAGGUCUCCAUAUUAGUUCUGUCAUAGAACAUAGCCAGGCAAAGCAACAUCCUGUCAACAUUGCCAUUUCUGUUGAAUUUAGCUUUGUGAGAGUGCCUUUUUUCUGUGGAUGACCUUUUUGUUUUGAGGCGUGUUGCUGUUCUUUGGUUUUUUUUUAGAGAUUUACAGCCUGAGCAGAGCUCACAACUUUUUAGAGCUGUUCUUCAUAGGAAAAGAAUCUGUGGCAUUUUCUUUAACAGUUUUAUAAAGAUUAAGGAGAUGUUGAUGCUGCUGAGGUUGAUUGUGAUUUAUGUGACAGGGUUGUGAACACUUCGCGUUUCUUCCUAUUUCCCUUUUUCUCUCCUUUCAAGACUGAUGCUUACCACACAUCAGGCAGAAAUGCAUGAAGGCAGAUAAAUGGACUCAAAAAGGGAUGUAUGCAAAUUGUGUACCUGUUAUAGGUAGGAAAUUGUGGUAGUAGCAUUUGCUUUAUGCAGAUAAUAUCCUUUUUAUUUCUCUAGACUCUAAGGCACAUCAUUGUAGGCCACAGCGAUUUCUAAGACUAUUUAAGAGAGUUUCAGAAGGUGUCGAUGUCGAGUACAGAUUGUGUAUAUAUGUGUAGAAUGUGUGUGUGAGAGGAUAAGAAGGACACAGGAUUGAGGUGUUGGAAUAUGUCAUAAUUUACAAGCAAAAGUUGAAAAUUCAUUUAAAAAAUGUAUCAGAACCUUUAUGGUUUCAGAAAGAUUAGGAAAUUGAAGGUUGUGUUAGAGAUAAGGAUCAGUCAGGAUUUAUUUGCAUUGUCCUUUGAUUUUUAAGUAACCACUGACAUCUGUGUGUGCAUGUGCAUUGAAGCAAGACAGAGCAAACUCUCCAACUGGUAUUACUCUAUAUUUAAGUAGAAUUGAUUAAAAUGAAUAGUCGAUGUUCUAAAGAACCUGCUUUUGUUUACUGUGUCAUGCAAGGAAGUUUGCAAUUUGAAGUAGUCAUGACUCGCAUAGUUCUUCCUGUGAAAGUAGGGAGGAUUAAAAAAAGGUUAUGUUUUAGUAAUUUGUUAAAAAGAAAAAACUAUUCUAAUAACAGAAAAGUAUUAACAAGGAUAUGUUUUAUAGCUUUGUUUAAAAAAAACCAACUAAUAUCAGGCUCUUCAUUGAGGGCAUUUUAUUUUCAAACUUUUAGUAGGAAUUAUACAUUGUAAAUCAUGUGUUUGUCAGUUUUUUAAAUGUUUAGAAGGGUUGGGUUUUUUUUGCAUGUCACAUGCAUGUUUUGUGAGAAAGCCUGUGUGUGCGUGCAUGCAUGCGUGUGUUAUGCAUGUUUGCAUUUUUAGCUUAUCAUUCUUAUACCAUGAUAUAUGCUGCUCAUCUCAGACCUUUUUUGUGGUCCCAAGACUACUGUGUACUAGGCUAUCAAGUUCAGCUUUAAAAUACUAAAUAAAUUUUAAAUACUUUUCUUUCAAGACCAACAUUUAAACAAAAUAAAACAGAAAAAUGUCAGUAUUGUUAUUUAGACAAAUGACUGGACCUCUGGGCUCCUUUCAAAAUAAAUACUUUUAAGUGAAA